CCCAGCUCAUUGUAAAAAACGACGCCGUUGGUCCGAAAUCAGAAACAAAACAUCCGCUAUAAAUUCCUGCCUAACUCCUCAUGCCUCCCUCCCCCCCUGCGCGCGUGCCACAAUAUUACAACUUCAACUACCUUCUCUCGGAGGAUUCUUUCAGGCGUUUUUCUGUUGAAGCUUUUGGAUUUUUGAAGAUGAAUCAAUUGUAUCAUCAGAAGAACGCCUUUGGCGCGCGUGAGGAGGCGCGUGGGUUCGAGUUCUCCGAUCAGAGGGAGUCUGUUGUUUGUCCGAAGCCACGACGAGUUGGGAUUUUGGCCAAUAAUUCCUCUAGGCCCUUGAGAUGGCAAUUGAAUCAUCUAGUUGAGGUGUCUGAUUCAAACGCCGGGGCAGAACUUCUGGACAUCAUUCUCACGAAGGAGGGUUAUGGGUCGGAACAAACUGCAUACCAGGUAGCAUCUUCGCCCCCAUAUUUUUGUGGGUCUCCUCCGAGUAGGGCUGCCAACCCUUUAAUUCAAGAUGCUCGAUUUGGGGAUGAAAAACUCACACCGUUGCAAGUACCAGUAGUUUCGUCCCCAUCUGGUUUACUAUCCCCAUCAUCAUCGGCACGCAAGGCCGGAUGCACUAGAAUGAAGUUUGGGCUUAAACCAGCAACUGUUAGAGUAGAAGGAUUUGAUUGCCUCAACAGGGAUCGCCAGAAUUCCAGCAUCGCUGCUAUGGCUUAAACUUCCAUAAAAGAAACUGUACAUAGAAGGAAGCUGAAUGUCAACAUUAUUCAUGAGAACAGCAGACCUAACAAGAAGAGGGAGUUUUGAAUAUUUUUGGAUAGAAUUCAGAUGAUAUGUUUAGUAGUGUAUAUAAAUUAUUAUGUGGUUUUUUGGUCUCAUUGCUAAUAUCUCUGCAAGUAGUCCCGAUUGAACAGCAAACCCUGUGACUUGAACAUUUUGGAGAGCAUGGUGAUGCUAUAUGUAAUAUAUGAUAAAAAUGAUUAGUAUUGGGAGGGUCUUUCCAUUUGUUUGAUGAACAAUCACCAUGGAAAGAAUUUGUACAGUGUCUGUUGGUGAUUGAAAUUUGGUCAUUGACCCUGUAAAUGUAUUUUGGCAAUUGUUAAUGGCCUGGUUUGUUUAUCUUUUUCCUCUCUGUUGCCACUUUGUUACAUAUACAUAAAUGAAGAGAGCUGCUUUAUCUAUUA
Messenger RNA from Mangifera indica (mango), 1183 nucleotides. RefSeq lists its product as uncharacterized. The transcript is spliced from 4 exons. NCBI's taxonomy places the organism in Eukaryota, Viridiplantae, Streptophyta, Magnoliopsida, Sapindales, Anacardiaceae. The record is from RefSeq and is a predicted model, not a curated record. The coding region runs from base 81 to 716 and encodes 211 amino acids.